AUGACCUUCAACCGACCUCGGGGACGCGACACCUUCUCCGCGGCGUUUGAGAGCCGCCUGCGUAUCGUGCCGCUGACGCAGAUGUCUGACCUGUACGCUCCCAUCGACGUCUCACUCCUCACUGCGGUCAACGCCGACGACCCGACGAGCAGCGCGGGCAACCCACUCGAGAAGAAGAAGUACAUGGCAGGCGACGCACGCAUGCGGAAGGUGGUGGAGGACAAGCAGCGAGCCGAGGCAGCGCUGCGUGAGAAGCGCGACUGGCACCUGCUUGUUGUGGACCCCAUUGAGCUCCGUAUGGUCCCGGCACCGCUGCCGUUUCCGAGUCCGCAUCCGGCGUACUACCACGACUGGACCACCAUGGAAGGCGAGCGACGGUCGUCCUCUCAGGUGCUAGAGCGCCGCCCCACUGUGGAGUUCGGCAUCCCCAUACCGGACGCACCGGCAGAGACGACCAGGACAGGCACCGGGGUCGCAGUUGCUGCUGCUGCUGCUACGGACGUCGCCGACGGCACCGUCGCCAACGUUGACGCAUCCGGGCCACUUGCCUUCUUCUACCCCUCGGGCAACCGCCGUCACCUGCAGCAGAACGGUGAUACGACGCUCUUGUCCGGUGUGCAGGUACGGCAGACGACGCUGAGCAUACCGAGUUCAACUUCUACCGCGGCUCAGCUGCUUCCUUCAUUGCCGCAGACAAUUCGCCAGCACAUCCACACCGCCGUCUGCGUCGACCCGGACAUCAGCCACGACCGCUUUCACCGCGAGGAGGCUCAGGUGGAGAUGAUCUCGGCGUACCGUAACAUUCUUUACGAGGCUUUUGAGCUGGGGCUCGCAUCGUCAUCAGCGUCGUCCGCGUCUGCCGGGGGCAGCCUGCGGCGGACGGCGGUGACGCAGGGGGGCGUGCCGUUUGUGGCAGAUGUGGUGCGCGUGCCGGCGCUGUGCCACUACUCCUGCGGCCGGCGCUUUCUUCACGAGCUGGGCAAGUUGAACCAGCAGGCUGUCGUGAAAGGGUUCCAUCGGCUGAGCAACGAGGCAAAGGAGGCGCUCAUCAUGAACCGAAGCUUCACUGUGGAGAUCUACGUGCCACCGAUGCUUCUGGAGCAGUUCGAGCGCGCCUUCCUCGAGGAGCCGUGGGAGGUGCCACUUUCGACGCUGAAUCCCGGCCGCACGGCGCUGUACCCGGGUCUCGCGCCGCCGCGGUCCUUGCUGGAGUACGAUGGGUGGGUCGGCAAGCGGCCAGAGUUGGUGGAGGGCGUUGCAACACAGGGGAAGAGCCUCCUGCGCGGUACGAAGGUCGGGCUGGACGGGCGGCUGAUUGAAGAGCGCGAGGUUCUGGCGAGCCUUCGCGUAUUUGGCGCCCGCGAGGAGCAGCAGCAGAUGCUGGAGGGAGAGCGGAAGACUGCGGCAGAGCAGCUCGGUGUGCCACUACAGCCGACGUACGCGCCUCUGCACGCUGGCUUGCUGGCGGACGUGGAGCCCCAUGGAAGCGACGCGCUCCCUCAAACGCCGUCCGGAAGUUACGCCGACGGAGACCCAGCAGCAGUGACGGCGAGCGCUGCUGAGAGCGCCAAGUGA
Leishmania mexicana MHOM/GT/2001/U1103 is the source of this 1575-nucleotide messenger RNA. RefSeq lists its product as hypothetical. The coding region runs from base 1 to 1575 and encodes 524 amino acids. The transcript has a single exon. NCBI's taxonomy places the organism in Eukaryota, Euglenozoa, Kinetoplastea, Trypanosomatida, Trypanosomatidae. The record is from RefSeq and is a predicted model, not a curated record.